Populus nigra (black poplar) is the source of this 2007-nucleotide messenger RNA. RefSeq lists its product as uncharacterized. Lineage: Eukaryota; Viridiplantae; Streptophyta; Magnoliopsida; Malpighiales; Salicaceae. Bases 393 to 1916 code for a protein of 507 amino acids. The transcript is spliced from 7 exons. Gene Ontology annotation, biological process: mRNA 3'-end processing. Gene Ontology annotation, molecular function: RNA polymerase II complex binding. The record is from RefSeq and is a predicted model, not a curated record. Gene Ontology annotation, cellular component: RNA polymerase II, holoenzyme.
AUGAAAACACCCUCGUAUGAUAGUUUAACUCUAACUCUCUCCUCUCUCGAAUGUAGUUAAAAGAAAACACCCUCGGUUCCUCGAGUCCUCCCCAGUAACCUAGGUUACACAAACCAGAAGAAACAAAUCUUUGACUCCCUUUUCCCUUUCUUUUAUUUUAUAAACGUCGUCGUUUCAUUCUCUCUUCUCAAAUUAACUUCACUCUAUCCCCUUUCUUCUCUGCCAAAAUUCUAGGGUUUAAAGAUUGAGACUUUCAUCAGUUUGGAUAGCUGCAGCUGUGCGUUUAUGAUCGCAAGUUGCUGUUUUCAAUUCAAUUUAUAAAGGGUCUAGCUUGGUAUCUACAAUUCAAGUGUUUUCUUUAGGGUUUGGUGGAAGGUAUUGUUUAGGGUGAUAUGAAUAGUGCAUUUAGUGAACAGAUACUUGCAGAUAAGCUUUCCAAGCUCAACGGCACCCAGCAGUGUAUCGAGUCUUUGUCUCGGUGGUGCAUACAUCACCGUAGCAAAGCAGAAUUAGUUGUUGAGACAUGGAAUAAACAGUUCCACAACUCAGAUAUGCUCAAGAAAGUACCUCUAUUGUAUCUUGCAAAUGACAUCCUUCAGAACAGUAAGCGGAAAGGAAAUGAAUUCGUUGCGGAGUUUUGGAAAGUUCUUCCUGCAGCGCUAAAAAAUGUAGUUGAAAAAGGUGAUGAUCGUGACAAGAAUGUCGUCUCUAGAUUGGUAAAUAUAUGGGAAGAAAGGACAGUAUUUGGGUCACAUGCCCGGAGCCUCAGAGAGGUAAUGCUUGGAGAAGAUGUACCUCCACCCUUGGAGCUCAGCAAAAAACGUUCACGCACUGUGAAAAAUACAAAGCGAGAUUCACGAUCCAUUAGAACGAAAUUUUCCAUUGGAGGUGCUGCUGAAAAAAUAGUAUCGGCAUUCAAUUUGAUGGUUAGUGAGCAGCCCAAUGAAGAGGCAGAGAUGAGGAAUUGCAAGUCUGCAGUUCGUCGUGUGAGGAAUAUGGAGAAAGAUGUUGAUAUUGCCUGUAGUAAUAACGAUAAAGAUCCAAAACGAAAAACAUUGGCUAAGGAGCUAGAGGAUAAUGAGAAUCUUUUGAAACGAAGUAUUGAGAAACUUAAAUCAGCUAAAGCAAGUAGAUCAGCGCUUGUCUCUCAGUUAAAAGAAGCUCUACAGGAACAGGAAUCUGAACUGGAGGGAGUUCGAACUCAGAUACAGGAUGCACAGGCACAAGUAGAGGAAGCCAGCAAGAUGCGAAGGCGGCUUAAUGGUGAAGUAUUAAAAGCAUCUAGUACAACUACAGUACCAGUUGAUUCAAAUGCAAAAGCAGGACAAACACCCAAGAGGACAGCUGCAGCUAUUGCUGCGGAGGUUGCAGAGAAGCUUGCAGCUUCCUCCUCUUCUCAAAUGAUCAUGCACGCUGUUCUCUCUACAUUUGCCGCUGAAGAAGCAAAGAAUGCUCCAAAACCUGAAACCUCUUUACCUGUUUCAGAUCCAAAUGUUUUUAUGCUAGCUCAGCCACUCACUGCUCCAACAACACAUUCGUACCGGUCAGUUUUGUUGACCCAACCUACAAUGCAGAACCAGACUCCGACCACUCAAUCGCAAUUUCACAUUCUUCCCAACCCAUCCUCUCAGCCUUAUAUACAGCCAGGGGGUGGGAUUGCAACCCCGUAUGCUUAUGGUAACUUUUCUGUGUUGCCUCCAGGACCACCGCCACCCCCACCCUAUAAGGUAAGUCAAACCGUGCCCUUGGCUCAACAACCAUCGCAAAUGCCUCAGCAGCAAACGUUACCAGUGGCACAACAGGAGGCCCCAAUAAACCAGAAACAACCCAGGUCUUUAACUCAACAAACCCUGGGCGCUAAUUUCAGACCUCAACCACCUGGAUUGGAGUUCUAUGGCCACCCAUCUCAUUCUUAGUGAAAAAUCGUACUUUUAGGUAGCCAGAUGUAAUUAUCUUGUUUCCAACAGAAUGAGUAUCUUGAGUAAUUUGAAAUUUAGUUCGUGCAAA